Acanthoscelides obtectus is the source of this 403-nucleotide messenger RNA. Lineage: Eukaryota; Metazoa; Arthropoda; Insecta; Coleoptera; Chrysomelidae. The record is from the annotation of a GenBank genome assembly.
AAGUGAUUUGUCAGAAAUGGAGUCGGAACCUUUUCAAAGCAGCGGCUCAGAAUAUAUCGUAAAUGAAAAAGUGUCAGAAUCUGAUGACACCGAACCAGAAGAAGAAAGUGCAGGGUCGGUGCCACCAAAGGGAAAACGAGUUAAAGCUAAUAAAACGAAUAAAAUUAAGGAUUGUUUCAUAAUCGAGCAGGAUCCUAAGAGUAAGAAAACUACUGACAAACAAGGCAAAUGUACCCUAUGUGUCGUAAAAAAUACAGUUUUAAAUAUGAAAAACUGUGGAACAUCUUCACUAAGGAGGCAUUUGCAAGCUAAACACACUAGAGUCUACGAAAACAUUUUUGGUAGAUCCAGCCCACCUAAAUUCGAAGCAGAAGCCUCUGCCAGUUCGAAUAGGCGUAGGUAG